Bipolaris maydis ATCC 48331 is the source of this 1244-nucleotide messenger RNA. RefSeq names its product cytochrome P450. Lineage: Eukaryota; Fungi; Ascomycota; Dothideomycetes; Pleosporales; Pleosporaceae. The record is from RefSeq and is a predicted model, not a curated record. Gene Ontology annotation, molecular function: oxidoreductase activity, acting on paired donors, with incorporation or reduction of molecular oxygen; iron ion binding; monooxygenase activity.
AUGUUUGACCUCGAGUCCUACUGCAUCGCUCGAGAUCUGCAGAGGGAUAGUAAAAGCGGAGAGGUGGAAGUUAGCAUCCGACCGUACAUCCAGCGCUACGCACUAAACACGACACUCACACUCUGCUAUGGCAUCCGCAUGGACGCCGUCUAUGACGAUUUGCUGCGCGAAAUACUUGAAGUCGGCUCUGCAAUUUCGCUACUGCGGUCUGCAUCAGAGAACUAUCAAGACUACGUCCCUGCUCUACGCUACUUGCCGAACAACGAGAAGAAUAGGCGUUCGAAGGAGCUGAGGGAGAGACGCGACAAGUAUCUCAACUUGCUACUGGAUAAAGUGCGAGAUAUGAUUGAGAAGGGAACUGAGAAGCCAUGCAUCAGUGCCGCUAUCCUGAAAGAUGAGGAAACGCGACUCACAGGCGUCGAAGUCAGCUCUAUAUGUCUGUCUCUUGUAUCCGGCGGGUUUGAAACUAUACCGGGUACACUGGUAUCUUGUAUUGGAUCCCUGUGCACACGUGAGGGCCUAGUAUUUCAAGACCGCGCGUACCAGGAAAUGCGGAAGAUGUAUCCGCAAGACGAGGACUUGAAAAAGGCGUGGGCGAGUGACUUUGAGGAGGAGAGCAUUCCGUAUUUGAGUGCGAUAGUGAAGGAGGCAGGGAGAUAUUACACGGUCAGUAAUAUGAGUCUGCCGCGGAAAACUAUGAGCGAAGUGCGCUGGGGCGAGGCAGUGAUACCGAAAGGUACAAUGGUAUUGAUCAAUGCUCAGGCUGGGAAUCAUGACACUGAUUACUGGGGCCCUGACGCUGCAACUUUCAACCCAGAACGAUGGCUUACACCACCCGUCGACCCGUCGUCCCUUUACACGACAAACCCUGUAUCCAAUCCAGCACAUCUCUCGUUUGGGGCGGGCUCUCGGUCUUGCCCUGGGGCUCUCAUCGCCAGCAAGCUCAUUUACGCAGCGCUCUUCCGUUUGCUCAGUCUAUACAGGAUCGAAGCUAGUGCAACGCAUCCGCCGAAUACGGAUUAUGUGGACUACAACGCGAUCAAAAGCGCGUUAGUGGCAAUACCCCGCGACUUUUCAGUGAAACUGAGUCGGAGGUGCGAGGCGGAUGUGGUGGAGACCGUGCUAAAGGAGGGUGAAAGAAGGACUGAGGGAUUUUACAAGGUGUGAGUGAAAGUGAUAGUUAGAAUUGGUCAGAUUAUCAAUAGUGGAAGGCUCUCAUGAAGGUAUAUAAAGACUCGAUAGUG